Gloeophyllum trabeum ATCC 11539 is the source of this 1683-nucleotide messenger RNA. RefSeq names its product Rft-1-domain-containing protein. The record is from RefSeq and is a predicted model, not a curated record. The transcript has 6 exons. Gene Ontology annotation, cellular component: endoplasmic reticulum membrane. NCBI's taxonomy places the organism in Eukaryota, Fungi, Basidiomycota, Agaricomycetes, Gloeophyllales, Gloeophyllaceae. Gene Ontology annotation, biological process: dolichol-linked oligosaccharide biosynthetic process; glycolipid translocation. The coding region runs from base 37 to 1617 and encodes 526 amino acids.
CUGUCGGCGGCGUCGCUCUCGUCGGUGCGGCUCCUCAUGGGCCUGCAGCUCUCAGUCCGCCUCGUUACCUUCACGCUCAACCAGGCUCUCCUCCGGAUGACCUCCCCUCGCGCAUUUGGCACUGCCGCAAUCCAUUUCGAAUUGCUGCUCAGCACCAUCCUCUUUCUCAGCCGUGAGGGCGUGCGGAAUACCCUGCUUCGCGUGUGGCCGUCUCCUACAAACGUGCCCAAGAGCAUGAGCAACCUCACGUAUUUGCCUAUGAUGAUCGGGGUACCUCUGGCUUUGACGACGUCGUUUCUGUACUGGCAGCAGUCUUCAUCUGGAACUCGGGAUCAGCCCCAUUUUGAGCUGUCCAUUAUCACCUACGCUCUCGCGGCUCUCAUCGAACUCAUGAGCGAGCCAAUGCAUAUAAGAGCCAUGGGAGAACUUCGCACAAACGUCCGUGUGCGAGCAGAGGCAGUCGGUGUCAUCGGAAAGGCUAUGACCACUUUCCUCCUUCUGUUCAUCGACUCCAAGAGGCAGUCUGACGAGGAGAAGCUCUCCCUUGUCGCGUUUGCCAUGGGACAGCUUAUGUAUGCGAUACUCGUCCUAAUCAUGUACCUAGUUGAAUACCCCAUGUCUCUAUCUGGGCCGAAGUCAAUGACAGCUCUAUUAUCCCCAAAGCAUAUUCGGUCUGCGUUCGACAAGAAGCUGCUGCGACUGUCACUGACCAUGACCUCACAAUCGGUGGUCAAGCACGUCUUGACAGAAGGCGACAAGCUCAUAGUGUCCAGGUUGAGUCCUCUUGAUGACCAAGGAGGAUACGCGGUGGCGGUUAACUAUGGAUCCCUCUUCGCUAGGAUCAUCUUCCAACCAAUUGAGGAGACCCUCCGUGUCUAUUUCUCCAAGCUCCUGCCGAACCUACCGAAUGCUUCGAAAGGGAGCGAUCUCCAAAGCCUCACGCAGGCUUCGAACACCCUCACCCUCUUACUCAACACCCAGCUUAGUUUCUCUGCAAUCUUACUGACUUUCGGGGUACCAUACCUGCCGGUCUUUCUACGCGUUCUGCUCCCUCCGCUUUACCUCGCCACCAGCGCUGCGCGCGUGCUCCAGGCGUGGCUAUGGUAUAUGCCUGUGCUAGCUGUCAAUGGAGGGCUAGAGGCCUUCGUUUCGAGCGUUGCUAACCCCGCGGACUUUAACAACCAGAGCAGGUGGAUGACCGCUUUCUCCGUCUUAUACGUCCUCUCCGCCCUAGGAUUUUAUUCUCUGGGCUUCCGCGACACAUUUUUGGUAUAUGCGAACAUCAUCAAUCUGCUCAGCCGCAUCGCGUAUUGCGCGUCAUUCAUCUCCGCCUAUUUCAGAUCUCACUCUUCCGCUGGCCUGCUUCGCUGGAAGUAUAUUGUGCCCGACUCGCGACUGCUAUUGACCCUGGCGCUCUCGGUCGCGGCGAUUAGAUGGCAUGCGCAACACAUCGGAGUGGAGCAGCAACUGGAAUCGGACGGCAAGAGCGUGCUCAUCAGAAAGGAUAUGAUGAUCCACGUAGGUCUAGGGAUUGGCCUCGGUCUCGUUUCGCUCUUCGUAUGGUGGUUCCGUAUUGGGCGACAGUUGCUCCGCUCUAGACAUGCAAAAUCGGAUUAAUACCUCCAGGCCCAGUGUUCAACUUCAUGUAAAAGUGAUGCUAAUCAUGCAGUCCGGAUCUCCUAC